Molecule: messenger RNA, 1803 nt
Organism: Aspergillus terreus NIH2624
Lineage: Eukaryota; Fungi; Ascomycota; Eurotiomycetes; Eurotiales; Aspergillaceae
Product: cystathionine gamma-synthase
Exons: 6
Coding region: 1-1803 (600 amino acids)
Biological process (GO): transsulfuration
Molecular function (GO): pyridoxal phosphate binding; cystathionine gamma-synthase activity
Source: RefSeq, a predicted model, not a curated record
AUGCUCCAGGACGUCGGAGGCACCGUGCCCCCCAACACCGACCAUGCCGUCAGUGUAUCGCUGCCCACAUGGAAGGCCACUGUCGCAUACGAAGAAGGAGAGCCAUGGGUUGUAAAUAAGAUGCAAUGCGGUUAUCCCCGAUUCUUUGUGCACCCAAUUAUCCAGGAACUUGCAUCUGAAGUUGUCCGGCUUCAUGGAAACCCCGAAUUGGAGUCCGCCACUAUGUUUCCUUCGCCAAAAACGGCACGGGUAUGCCAUUCGUUUAUACUGUCGAGGAUUCCUGCCGAAGAAGUGCAUAAAGUCCGCGUUGUUGACUUCGUUCCCGCACCUCACGCCGAAGCCGAGGCACCUACCGUGACGUCGCUCUUGUCUGCCGUCAUAUAUCCAAAGGACUAUGCGUCAAUCGCCAAACAGGUGUGGCAGCACACAGGGAAUGGUGUGUCCAGCAGACGGGGUGAGUUCUGUCUCAGUGCCCUAAGAGACGGCUUUCUGGUGGAAAAGAAACCCGUGUCAGACACUCCGGUGAUCCGCAAAGGCCCGCGAAGGUACCAAGGAAAAGGUUCGAUGAAUGGGCUGGCCCAGGGUGGUGCCCAUACAACAACAGCGGAUCACUCACACAGCAACGGCGGAUUACGCGAUGGAGUAGAAUAUGGACAGUUCAUCGAAGAACGAUUCGGUCGAAACCUGAGUACUUCGCUUGCGGAUCAAGCGAAAUUGGCAGUCCGCAGACGCAUUGCGGGUGUCCUCACGGCUGAUGUAGAACUGAGUGAAGCGCUUGAGAAGCAAACUGGGGAAGGUAGAAUUGCAGGGAUUUCCGAGUCGGACGUUUUCAUAUUUCCCACUGGAAUGAGCUCGAUCUUUAACGCCCACCAAAUGUUGUUGGCGGCUCGGGGCCCCAUGAAAAGCAUCUGUUUUGGGUUCCCGUAUACUGACACCCUAAAGACUCUAGAGAAAUGGGGUCCUGGCUGUCUGUUCUACGGCCUUGGUUCAGCCGAAGAUCUAGACGAUCUGGAGACCCGAUUGAGCAAUGGCGAAAGAUAUCUGGGUCUGUUCACCGAAUUUCCGGGCAACCCAUUACUCAAAACUCCCGACCUGAAACGGAUCCGAGUUCUUGCGGACAAGUACGAUUUUGCCGUCGUCGUGGAUGAGACCGUGGGAAAUUUCCUCAACAUUAACGUCCUACCAUAUGCCGAUAUUGUAGUCAGCAGUCUGACGAAAAUCUUCAGCGGAGAUAGUAACGUCAUGGGUGGAAGCGCCGUUCUCAACCCCCAUGGCCGCUACUAUGAAUCCCUGAAGGGUGCCUUCGCCCAUGAUUAUGAAGACAUUCUCUGGGCAGAAGAUGCUGUAUUUCUGGAAAGAAACAGCCGCGAUUUCGUGUCGAGAAUCGCGAAGAUCAACAGUACUACAGAAGCAAUUACGGCCAUGUUGAAGGAGUCGCCCCUGGUCAAAAAUGUGUACUAUCCAAAGUACAACCCAUCAAAGGAGCUAUACGAAGCCUUCCGUACUCCCGAUGGAGGUUACGGUGGAUUAUUUUCUGUUACGUUCGAUUCGACUGCACAAGCCGUUGCGUUCUUUGAUCGUCUGGAGGUGCUAAAGGGACCCAGUCUCGGUACAAACUUUACUUUGAGUUGCCCGUACACUCUGUUGGCACAUUACAAUGAGCUGGACUGGGCGGGAUCAUUUGGUGUGGAAUUUGACUUGGUACGGGUAAGUGUUGGCUUGGAGGAUAUCUCCGACCUUCGGUCUCGAUUCGAAGAAGCGCUGCAGGCCGUGGCGGAGGUCAAGCAAAGAGAUACUAUAUAA